AAAUCGACCAUGUCUUUAGCAAGCUCUCCCGAUUAUCUUUUCCGACCAGAAGAGCAGGCCAUGAAGAUGCUGUUCCCUAACACUACUGAGGAAAUUGACUCCUUUGAUGAAUUUUUCAAUGAAGAGAUGUACAAGCUCGACGCGAAAACCGAGAGCAGCCCAGAACAACCGCUCGAUGUUGAACAUCUACUCGGAACUGAACCAUUAUUUGAAGACGAUUUCAGAUUACCGUCCUUUAGUGAUUCCCCAAAGCAUAACCAAUCACCUAUCCAACCCUGGCGAGAGGGGGUGUGGUGCUUGGAGCAAACCAAACAACCACGUCCUUUGGUUGUAGAGAAGACUCGAAGGGCAGAAAUAAAGAAUCCAGGCCCUGUCCAAACAAUGAAGUUCUCCAGCCGUGAUUGCGGAGAGUCGUUGCCACCUGUCGGAUUCCCUCUGAUACAACAAACAAAGAGGCUUGCAACAAGUCCAAAUUCAACGACACUCAAUACCUCGAACUUCAUUCGUCCUCCGUACUCGCGCGAAGUGACACUGUCCCCAACACCAAUGUAUUCUCAACUUCCUAUAUCACCCAAGUUUGGCCACGGCGACAUCAGCACUUGGCAGCAAGAUUUCCAGAAUUUCACUCUGCGCCAGCCUCAGGAUCACAUUUCGCAGUCCCCUCUGGUCUCGCCAUCCAGGGACAAUCGCAAGGGUGUGUCAGCUCAAAACAUGAAUAAUACGGUGGUGAAUCAAAAUAGUUCGAUUGAGAUGUCAAGCCCGACCCUUGGACAUGCUUAUAUGGCAUCUAAAUACCACCAUAGUGCGAUUGAUCCCAUCUUAUUGGAUCCGACGCAAUCAACUCAUGAUGACUAUCAACCCCAUCACAGCUAUGAAUCUCUGCCUGCGACGGAAUGCCACAACCCACUACGAUCGCCGCCUAGCGAUAGCCUGCCAUCAUCAAGCAGCUCAAACCAUUCAAGAGGAACUACCACCAAGACUGCGAAUACGAGCAUUAGCAUACACUCACAGGCGUUCCUGUCUCCAACGACCAUGACCUCUCAUCCUCCGUUACCCACACUGGCACCAGAGGAAGUCUACCCUGUCCUGGAGGCGCCAAAACCUCAAAGAGUACCCCACCAGCUCCUUCAUCAUCAACAUCAUCAUCAGACAAGUGAAGGAGCUCAACAUCUGCAGACGAUUCAAACGCAAACCAGUCUUUACGACCCACAGGCAUGCUAUUGCCUGGCUCCCAGUGAAGUCGGUAUCGCCAUGCCAUACCCAGCACCAGCACCACAACAAAUACAGCGGCAACCUGUCAACACCAGCUCCGGUCUCUCCAGUGCUCACUCUCUACCUAUAUCAUCAUACCCACCACUUCCUCCCCUCCCUCCAGCACCAGCUUAUUUAUUCCCAGACUCCUCCCCCUUUACACCACGAAAGCAGCGGCGCUCACCAUCCCACUCGACCUCGCCGCCCGUAUCACCCACCACAAAGAACAUCAUCAUCAGCCCUCGCCGCACCAAUCCUCACCACCGCUCCCCAACCCGCACAGUAACCGACUACACACACAGCCGGCGCAAAUCCAUCCAUAAGUCAAGCCCCAUUCGAGGCGUCGCCCAACAAGAACCCCCAAUACCAUCAUCGACGCAGCGCGCCCGCUCUCAUUCCCGCGCACCACGCACUCCGAAGACCCCCAAGGCCUCUUCCAAGAAUGGCGGUGGCGGCGGUCUAAUGAUCGACUUCGUGAACUUCACGCCCAAGGAUUCGGCAAAACUGCUCAGUGACGUUGCUCCAAGCGGAAGUUCUAAAACGCGCGCCCGCCGCGAAAUGCAGGCGCGCGAGAAUCGCAAGAAAUUGAGCGAGGCCGCCUUGAAGGCCGUCAAGGUCGCGGGUGGUGAUGUUUCCGUCUUUGAGAAGGCCAUCGUCAUG
Molecule: messenger RNA, 1911 nt
Organism: Exophiala aquamarina CBS 119918
Lineage: Eukaryota; Fungi; Ascomycota; Eurotiomycetes; Chaetothyriales; Herpotrichiellaceae
Exons: 2
Source: RefSeq, a predicted model, not a curated record